AUGAUUACCACGAAAAGCAACCUAAAAAGGCUCUCUGAUGCCCAUCCGAUCUUCUCUUUAUGCUUUCUAGUUUGGCCGGUAGUAGCGUGGACCCGCGACGCCAUCACCAAGCAACCUUCAUCAGAUAAAUCACAGAAUUGGAUAAUCAAGAAACCAAAAAAGCUCGAACCUCUAUGUGGCUUCAGUUCACGAUGUUUCGUGUCAUCAUAA
Molecule: messenger RNA, 210 nt
Organism: Sphenostylis stenocarpa
Lineage: Eukaryota; Viridiplantae; Streptophyta; Magnoliopsida; Fabales; Fabaceae
Source: the annotation of a GenBank genome assembly